AAUCACUUGUAAAUUUCUCUGUGACCUGUGUGGUUUGCCGUUAUUCACAAAAAUGGCAGCCGUGCUGGAUGAAGUCGGCAAAUCCGCCGAGAAACUUGUGAACGAGGAGAAGGACGAGAUUGUUGACGAGGAAGAUAAAACCGGAGCAGCAGAGGCAUCGAAGAAAAAGAAGAAGAAAAAAAAGAAGAAGAAGGCUGGUGCUGGAGAAGCUAGUGCAGAUGUGCCAGAAGGAGAAGAAGAUAAGGCUAAGGAUGACGAUGCAGUGGCCGAAGGUACCACAGAGGUAACGGAGAACAAUGGUGAAAGCGAAGAGGUCAAAAAGAAGAAAAAGAAGAAGCGUAAACCCAAAGAUAAGGGCGGGGUUAAGCAGCAGACGGAUCCGCCGAGUAUUCCCGUGUCGGAAUUGUUCCCGGACGGUAAUUUUCCAGUGGGACAAAUAAUGGUUCACGGACCUGCCGGGGUAGACGACAGAAUGGCCAAAAUGCGCUUCGCGAGCGAGGAGGCGCGUGCCCUCGACAGAAUGCAUAAUGAUAUUUAUAAUGAAGCCAGGCAGGCAGCCGAGGCGCAUCGACAAACCAGGAGGCAUAUCAUGAACUGGAUCAAGCCGGGAAUGACUAUGAUAGAAAUUUGUAAUGAGCUGGAGGAAACCGCUCGGAAAUUGAUAGGAGAGGAUGGUCUCCUGGCUGGAUUAGCGUUCCCGACCGGUUGCUCUCGCAAUCAUUGCGCGGCUCACUACACUCCGAACGCCGGUGAUCCAACUGUUCUCGAAUACGACGACGUCACUAAGAUCGACUUUGGUACUCACAUCAAUGGGCGUAUCAUCGAUUGUGCAUUCACUUUGAUUUUUGAUCCCAAGUAUGACCCGCUAAUCGAGGCUGUUCGCGACGCCACCAAUACCGGUAUCAAGGCCGCUGGUAUCGAUGUACAAUUGUGCGAUGUUGGUGCUGCUAUUCAAGAAGUUAUGGAAUCGUACGAGGUGGAACUGGAUGGCAAAACGUAUCAGGUGAAGUCAAUUAGAAAUCUGAAUGGCCAUUCGAUUUCACCUUACCGCAUACACGCCGGGAAAACGGUACCGAUAGUUAGAGGUGGCGAAGCAAUCCGAAUGGAAGAGAACGAAUUCUAUGCGAUCGAAACUUUCGGCUCUACUGGCAGAGGCGUGGUUCACGAUGACAUGGAAUGUUCGCAUUACAUGAAGAGUUUUGAUGCUGGUUUCGUGCCAUUGAGAUUGCAGAGCAGCAAGUCUCUUCUCAACACUAUCAACAAGCAUUUCGGUACUUUGGCUUUUUGUAAACGUUGGUUGGACCGCGUCGGUUGUACCAAAUACCAAAUGGCGCUGAAAGAUCUUUGUGAAAAAGGCGCCGUGGAAGCAUAUCCGCCGUUGGUCGACGUCAAGGGCUGUUACACUGCUCAGUUUGAGCAUACACUCGUUCUGCGUCCCACAUGUAAAGAAGUCAUUUCUCGCGGUGACGACUAUUAAAGCGUAGCCGUUGUUUUACAUGAAUUAUUAUCGGAUGUCAAGAUGUAUUUUAAUCUCGAUGUAACAUCAUUAUCGAAGCAUCGUACUCUAAUGUUCGAUGCGAAAAAUAAUCAUUGUAAUACGUUAGUAACGACAUUUCUGAGUGUACUAUCCGUAACUUCGGUUUUUUCUCGAUCGCAAAGAAGUAAACAGGAUUCGACAUGGACGAUAAAAACGUAUAUACUAACAACAACAACCUAAAACACCAGGUGUGUCCUUGCGUCAUUUAAAUGUGUCUCCUUCGUAUUUUUACUUUUUUUUUUAUUUCUACUGAUAUAUGUACUUCGAGAAAAGGGUCUGUAUUCGCCGUUAUAUUUCUCGCAAUGUUUUUUUUUAUCCACUUUAUUACUGGUUCCUUACACGUUGGAAUGGAAAUGACGGGGUUGAUGUUUAGUGUUGAAUAAAAUAUAUUUGGAAUCCGAGAUUUUAUCAUUGCGACGAUCUCUCUUAAGGUCCUGAAUAUCUUGAUUAAGUUUAUGUUAAACUAAAUAUGACAAACAUAAGUUAGCAUAUACAUACACGUGACAACUGUACAAAAAGAAAACGAAAAUAUCUUCUGUUUGUGGCUCCUCUAUUGGUUGGAUAUACAUAUAUUUUCUUAAAUGCGAGUUAUAUAUUAUAAGAGCCUUGUGUGAAUCGCUUGAUAAAUUAAAGUUGUAACAAACUUAACGGUUUAUAUUAUUUUCGAUCUAAUGAUGCUGCGCACCUUUGUAAGAUUCGUCAAAUAAUGAGCCACAAAAUAUAGUUAAAUUUAAUGUCGAUACUUAAAUACGAUUAAUAAUAAUUGUUACUAUGUAAGGCAGAUGUCGGAUUUGUCUCACUGCCAUAUAACGAAGUACAAGAACACAUGGUCCCGCGGAGUCCUGACUUUAUUCGUCUCUUGUCUCCUAGCGGAAACUACUUUUACUUUCAAGUGGCAUCACUUUCAUAUAA
Messenger RNA from Mycetomoellerius zeteki, 2449 nucleotides. It is a transcript of the gene und, whose product is annotated as methionyl aminopeptidase und. The record is from RefSeq and is a predicted model, not a curated record. Gene Ontology annotation, cellular component: cytoplasm. Gene Ontology annotation, molecular function: metalloaminopeptidase activity. The coding region runs from base 53 to 1477 and encodes 474 amino acids. NCBI's taxonomy places the organism in Eukaryota, Metazoa, Arthropoda, Insecta, Hymenoptera, Formicidae. The transcript is spliced from 6 exons. Gene Ontology annotation, biological process: proteolysis.